ACUCGAAGAUGUACCGUGGAGUGGUAGCUGCACAUAGUCCCCUCUGGUGUACAGUUUGGUCUUCUGGGGGGCCGAGGCUGCACCUCCAGUUGGUCCUGACUCUGUUUUUCCUGUCGAAUGCACUAUGCUCAGUGUGUCCUCCACCCCCAGAGCCGGAGAAUGGUGGGUUUCUGUGUCACCCUCCGCACUGUGAUCAGCCACUAACCUCAGGAAGUGUGAUUGAAUACUUCUGUGCAGAAGGAUUCAUGCUCAAGGGAGACUAUAAAUUCCUGACCUGCAAGAAUGGUGCUUGGAACCCACCCAUGGGAGUCAGCUGCAGGCAAGGCCAAGAGACCAAUAAACACACCAGCCUCGGGGUCCCUACAUUGUCUAUCGUUGCAUCUACCGCCAGUUCUGUAGCCUUAAUAUUGCUUCUCAUUGUCCUGUUUGUACUGCUGCAACCCAAGCUCAAGUCUUUCCAUCAUAACAGGCGUGAAGGAUGUGUCGCUGGGGAGCAGGUGUCCAUCAUGGUUGAUGGAGUGCAGGUUGCUCUUCCUUCUUAUGAAGAAGCUGUCUAUGGCAGUGCAGGAAACUGCAUUCCAUCUGCAAGCUCCCGCGUUCAAAUAGUGUUAUCGGAGGGCCCGGGUGAGGAGCAAGACCUGCAGCAGUCUGCAUGCAGCUCUAAUUCCACUGGCCAGACUUCCAGGGGCUCCGAUCUUACCGGCCAAACUAUGGGACACGCCAUGCAGGGCGCAACAAGCAGCAGACAGCACUCAGAGACUGUGAUGGUCCAUCAGACAUCAUCUUCAUGGGCAUCUGGAGCAGAAGGCAGGACUCUGAGAGGAGCAGGAGUAGAUUCUGAGAGCAGUGAUGUGCAGAGCCUCCUCUCCCUCUCCUCUGAUGACUAUACAGAUGAUGUUCCUCUUCUAAAGGAAGCCUGAUCUCGGCCUGGACCUCCAUUCAGCUCUGCGGGAUCACCUCAAUCUUCCUGCUUUGCUUUUCUUUUCAUCACAGGUGCCCUGGAGCCGACAAUUUGUGCCUCUCUGUUUCUCUCACCAGCCCCAGCAAGUUGCAGACAAUGUACUUCCCGCUUGUACUGUGGAAAAUGCAU
This is a messenger RNA of Spea bombifrons (plains spadefoot toad), 1090 nucleotides long. RefSeq names its product sushi domain containing 6 (gene SUSD6). NCBI's taxonomy places the organism in Eukaryota, Metazoa, Chordata, Amphibia, Anura, Pelobatidae. Bases 9 to 920 code for a protein of 303 amino acids. The transcript is spliced from 5 exons. The record is from RefSeq and is a predicted model, not a curated record.